Messenger RNA from Emiliania huxleyi CCMP1516, 821 nucleotides. RefSeq lists its product as hypothetical. NCBI's taxonomy places the organism in Eukaryota, Haptophyta, Isochrysidales, Noelaerhabdaceae. The record is from RefSeq and is a predicted model, not a curated record. The transcript is spliced from 4 exons. The annotation marks the transcript as partial.
CCGACAUCGCCGCCUCUGCUCCCGCGAGGACCCUGCGCGGCUGCGCGGCACCGGCUGCACCCUUGCCAGCCCGACCGGUUGCGGGAUCGUGUAUGCCCUCUUCCGCAUGUCCAACGGCAAGCUGCUCGUGCCGGGCGAGCGCGGGCUCGUUGGAGCAAGCGCCAGCGCCGAGGCCGGCGCCGCGCCGCUCGAGGCGGCGGCGUGGCGCCUGAUCGAGGUGGAGGGCUCGUGGUCGCGCGGUGGCUGGGUCCAGCUGCGGCACGUGCUCAGCGGUGCCUUUCUGCGGCUGGUCCCGCCGCCGCACCCUCUCCAGUGGACGUUCAGCGUGGACGGUCAGCCGGCCUCGCACGCCUCGCUCUUCCAGCUCGAGUGCGACAAGCCGCCUUGCGACGGCUCCGCGCCCGUGCACCUCCGUGUGCACCCGGACGCCACCGGCGCGCGCCUCAACUACAGAGGCGACGACCUCGUCCGCGGGCACGGCAACGCGCCUCCGUGGGCGCCCGCGCCGCGGCUUCCGUCGACGCGCAUCGCGAUGCAGACAAUCAGCCUGUCGCGGCUGGCUGCCGAUAUGCGGCAGUGGGCGCGCAUGCCCGUCGGCGCCGUGCUCGAGCUGCUGCAGACGCUGGUGGGCGUGCGUCGCGGCGAGUCGCUGCCCGCGCUGCUCGACGUCUACCUCAACUGGGAGCGGCACACUGCGCGCGCUUCGCCGACGCCGCGCGUCUACGUCGACAACGACCAGACCGCGUACGCUUGCCUCUUCGUCUCGCAGCACCUCGCGCGUGCGUGCGGCGCGAGGGGCGGGAGUACCAGGCGGCCGCGCG